AUGCGUCUGGCAUACACCGCAGUGACCACGCUGGCCGCUCUGCUGUCUUGCAGCCACUCGGUUCCGACUGCUGGUGACCCGAAGGCUGUACUCAAGCAGGACGUCUCUCAGUUUGUGGCCCGCGGGACGGAUGGCGACGACUACAAAGUGAACACCAAGAGGCUGUUGAGGAACGCUCAUGUGCAAGGUACCUUGGAAGAGGCACUACUUCUUGAGGAGAGAACUGGACUAGUCGAGACCGUGGGGGUAUGGAUAGGGAAUGGAAUCAAGUUUGUCUCUCGAAAGGCCGGACCGGCUGUGGACAAACACUUGGGUGAGCUGGGAGCCGCUGCUGGUAGAAUUGUAAUAGAUGAGGUUAAGCAGAAGGUGUUGUUCGUCGGCAAGCUACUCAAGUUACUCGUGCCAAUCAAGAAGAUGUUGCUGGAAUUCCCCGCGUUCAAGAAAAUCGACGAAUGGUUUAAAAUGAUGAAAGGCAGUAAGCCGGUCGUUGUGGAUGCUGAGAAGUCGACGACCACGUCCGGGCUUGCCAACCUCGUGAAAGAAAAGGGCAAGGCAAUAGCGAAUGGCGAAGUGUACACCACGCAUGAUGCCAAGCCACCACUGAUCCCCGUUACUCAUCCCGGCGGUGGCGGUCAGCCAACGGUGAGCCAUAACAAUCCAGCCCCCCCCCCCGCCAAUUAA
Peronospora matthiolae is the source of this 681-nucleotide messenger RNA. NCBI's taxonomy places the organism in Eukaryota, Oomycota, Peronosporomycetes, Peronosporales, Peronosporaceae. The record is from the annotation of a GenBank genome assembly.